Messenger RNA from Aspergillus luchuensis, 891 nucleotides. RefSeq lists its product as uncharacterized. Gene Ontology annotation, molecular function: hydrolase activity. The record is from RefSeq and is a predicted model, not a curated record. NCBI's taxonomy places the organism in Eukaryota, Fungi, Ascomycota, Eurotiomycetes, Eurotiales, Aspergillaceae. The coding region runs from base 1 to 891 and encodes 296 amino acids. The transcript has a single exon.
AUGAGUAGGUCCAUCUUCAAACCAACUGAGGCCAAUGCUGUUUGGAGCAAUAAAAUGUUUCAGAAAGUAUGGUCUUCGUCCAAUCAGUCCUCUGUAUCGUUCCAGAUUCUCUCUGACCUCCACCUGGAGGUUAACCACCAAUAUCUAUCUUAUGAAAUUCCCGCUUGCGCAGAGCAUCUUAUCCUCGCGGGCGAUAUCGGACGCUUAGCGGACUAUGAAGAUUACCGCAACUUCCUCCAAAAACUGACUGGUCGAUUCAAAUUGGUGUUUCUCGUACUCGGCAAUCAUGAGUUAUACAACGAGGUGUUUGCUACGGGGAUAAAGCAAGCAAGGAAACUUGAACAGGAGCCUGCACUCAAUGGACGGCUGAUCAUCCUCCAUCAGAAACGAUAUGACGUUCCUGGUUCCGACAUUAGUAUACUCGGGUGCACGCUUUGGUCAAAAGUACCCAAGGAAUCAUCCGAUAUUGUUCAGUCGAAAGUCAAAGAUUUCCAAGAGAUUGCAGAGUGGUCGGUUGAUGAUCAUAAUGCAUGCCAUGAUUCUGAUUAUGCCUGGCUGAUGAAGGAGAUACAUCCAAUACAACAGGAGAAUGAAACAGCGGGGAAGCGCAGUAGGCAACGGUCUAUCCUUGUUGUGACGCACCAUGCGCCUUCACUUCAGGGGACCUCUAGUCCUAAGCAUGCUCAGAGUCCUUGGAGUGUUGCCUUUGGAACUGAUAUUCUAUCAGGAAUUCCUGAUGGAGUGAAAGUCUGGGUGUUUGGACAUACCCAUUACACUAAUGAUUUCAUGGAGAAGGGGGUAAGAGUCGUGAGCAAUCAACGAGGUUAUAUGCCUUGGAGUGAUUCGAAAGAAGACAGCGGGUUUGAUGUGCGGAAGGUCAUACAACUAUGA